CCAUUUACAGAAGUGGCUGUUACAACAACAACACAUUUAUUUGUUUUAGUUUUAUGCGCUUUGGCUGUAUUUAGCUAUCUGCUUCUUCUGACACGCCAAUUCAGCAAUUCAAUUUUCCAGCAGAGGCCAUUGUGAGAUUGUAGGCUGGGAGGAUGACCGCUCGAAUGUAUUGCUCGUUUGGUGCGGUUUUAUUGUGUCUGUUUGGAAACUUGAACAUAACAGAUGCUACUCUAGGUAUUGGCGGUCUGAGGCUGAAAGACUUGCUAUCCCAUCGAGGAUGUUCUUCUGAUAGACCCUGCUCUGGAAGACAAUACUGCUCUGAAAGACCUGGCUGCUCUCGAUUUCAAUGUGAUCCUGUUUCCAUGAAACCCGGUCAAUGUCCUGACCCAAAGAACAUUCCACUGUCUGCUAAAAACUGUGUCCAUGAUGGUCAGUGUCCUGCCACACAGAAGUGUUGCCCAACCACCAGUGGCCAUGGAUGCAGUGAACCAAGCCGACAGGGCCAGGGAAGCUGUCAGAACACGGGCCAGGGCGCCGGACAGGGCAAGGGAAGCGGCCAGGGCAGCGGACAGGGUGCCGGACAGGGCGCCGGUCAGGGAAGCGGACAGGGUGCCGGACAGGGCCAGGGAAGCGGACAGGGUGCAGGACAGGGUGCCGGCCAGGGAAGCGGACAGGGUGCCGGCCAGGGUGCCGGCCAGGGAAGCGGACAGGGCGCAGGACAGGGCCAGGGAACCGGACAGGGUGCUGGACAAGGCGCCGGACAGGGCCAGGGAAGCGGACAGGGCCAGGGAAGCGGACAGGGUGCAGGACAGGGCCAGGGAAGCGGACAGGGCCAGGGUGCAGGACAGGGUGCAGGACAGGGUGCAGGACAGGGCCAGGGAAGCGGACAGGGUGCAGGACAGGGCCAGGGAAGCGGACAGGGUGCUGGACAAGGCGCCGGACAGGGCCAGGGAAGCGGACAGGGCCAGGGUGCCGGCCAGGGAAGCGGACAGGGUGCAGGACAGGGCCAGGGAAGCGGACAGGGCGCCGGACAGGGCCAGGGAAGCGGACAGGGUGCUGGUCAGGGAAGCGGACAGGGUGCAGGACAGGGCCAGGGAAGCGGACAGGGUGCUGGACAAGGCGCCGGACAGGGCCAGGGAAGCGGACAGGGCCAGGGUGCCGGCCAGGGAAGCGGACAGGGCGCCGGACAGGGCCCAGGGAAGCGGACAGGGCGCCGGACAGGGCCA
Carassius auratus (goldfish) is the source of this 1226-nucleotide messenger RNA. RefSeq names its product hyphally-regulated protein-like. The record is from RefSeq and is a predicted model, not a curated record. The transcript is spliced from 3 exons. Gene Ontology annotation, molecular function: peptidase inhibitor activity. NCBI's taxonomy places the organism in Eukaryota, Metazoa, Chordata, Actinopteri, Cypriniformes, Cyprinidae. The annotation marks the transcript as partial. Gene Ontology annotation, cellular component: extracellular region.